UGACAGCUUUCAGAUUACGAUAAUUUCAUAAUUUAAUAAUAUUUUAUAUAAUAUUUUGUGAUCUGUGUUCGCUUUAUUUAACUAUAUUGACCUAAAGUUUUAUUUUUUUAAAUUGGCUUUCCUUAUAUAAUACUUUUGAAAAUUGCAAAUAAAAGUUCACUUGAAAAUGGUCUUCAUGGACUACAGUGAAGUGAGAUCUUGGCUACAGCAGAAAUAGAACACAGCACAACAAUGGAGAGGCAGCAGAAGGACAAAUGGGAGGCUCUUGCCACAGUUACUUCCUUUGAUUUAGGUCUUUCAUAUAAUACUCGUCAUGACUCCAUAUUGGAGCGUAGUAGGCAAGAAGUUGACGUGUUCAACUCAACUGCAACCACACCCAUUAGUCUCUUGGUCCAGUCGCUCGUUAAGCAGCUGUGUGGACUGCUGGAGAAGGACCAGUUGCGAGCAAACCAACUGUACAACACCAUCUGCGAGAAGCUGCACAGCAUGAACCUGAUCGACAACUCAUAUUCCAUGGGAGAGUUUGAGGUCAUGAGAAGUCAGUACCAAAGGGCUCUUUAUCAACUAGUGACAGUCACAAACGAAUCAGAAAUACCAAUAAGCUUGCCAGCGUCAUGGCCAAUCAUCCAAUCGUCAACCCUGGAUUGGUCCCGUUACCACAUGGAAUUUGAAGAGCUAUUCUUCAUAGCUGAAGGUGGUUUCGGUUGCGUGUUCAAAGCUCGACACAGGUUGGACGGAGUGGAGUAUGCUGUGAAGAAGGUCUAUAUAAAAUCGUCCGAUGUCAACUCCAUUAUGAAUCAUUUAGCGGAAGUUAAAACACUAGCAAGUCUGAAUCACCCAAAUAUUGUCAGCUACAAAGCAGCCUGGCUUGAACCACUGAUACAGCCGAGCAACGACAAAAACAAGCUAUGUAUGGAUACAGACAGUAAUAGUGAAUUUUCGGUAAUGCAAUCAAAAUUGUCAUCAGCCCAUCCCAAGACUCUACCAUCGUUCAAGACCCACAACUCGAAGGAGUUGAUAAAACAGAACAGCUUCUCUGACUUUGUGAUAUCCUUUAAGAAUUCAAACAGUUUCGAGGAUAAUGACAAUUCAGCAGAUGAAAUAUACAUCUCCGAUAGUGAUGAUGUUUCUGGAAUGGAGGAGAAUGCUGUAUGCAAAUUGUAUUCUGACAAAGAAUACGAGCACUGCUCGCGUGUGAAUCUGAAAUGGGCCACACUGUACAUACAGAUGACGUUCUGCCCGCAAACAUUGAAGCAAUGGUUGGAUGUGCGCAACAACCAAAUGGUGCUUUGCAGAAAGAAUUCUGAAGACUUCUCAUACCUUUCUGACUCGGAGUCACCAUUGUCUCCUGACGCGUGCUACCCAGCAUCUUGGAGUCACAUAGAUAAGCUUAUUCAGAUGUUCACUCAGAUCGUACAUGGGUUGAAUUACAUACAUUCUAGGGGAAUUAUUCACCAUGACAUAAAGCCUAGUAACAUUUUUGUGGUGGAGAGUGCGAAUGAGUUAAGGGUGCUGUUGGGAGAUUUUGGACUGGCAUGUCCAUUGCAGCAGUCUCAUAGGGGAAUGGCGCUCGGCACUCAGCUUUAUGCUGCCCCUGAACAACUGGAAGGCCAGUGUAAUCCUAAGAGUGACAUGUACAGUCUUGGCAUAAUCCUUCUGGAGAUGGUAGAACCCUUCAGCACGCACAUGGAGCGUGUGAAGACCAUCACAGACCUCCGCAAGGGUCAAAUUCCUGCUCACCUCACAGUCAACUAUCCGAAAAUUGCCCACAUCAUCGGCAAACUGGUGCAGAGGCGACCCAAUAAGAGGUUAGAUUCACAUCAACUCCUCGAAGAGUUGAAGCACUUAUCAGAGAAUAAGGAUGACACCAUAAAGACUUUGAGAGAAGAAUUAGCUGCGAAAGAAGAAGAAAUAGCGCAUUUAAGGAUGAUGCUAGCCAAAACGAACCUUAAGUCAUAGGGUUAAAGUACAAUUUAUAAAUCUUUUUUUUUUUUGAGAUUACUGAAAGAUUAAUCAUUAUAAGCAUGUUUCAAAGAAACAACUGUGUUUUAUAUUUUAAGAAUCUUUCGUGAUUGGCAACCAGUCCUUUAAGAAUGUUUCUGUAUCUGUAACGUCUACAUGCGUUUGGUGUUUUUUUUUU
Achroia grisella is the source of this 2140-nucleotide messenger RNA. Its product is annotated as eukaryotic translation initiation factor 2-alpha kinase 3-like. Gene Ontology annotation, biological process: protein phosphorylation. The transcript has 3 exons. Lineage: Eukaryota; Metazoa; Arthropoda; Insecta; Lepidoptera; Pyralidae. The record is from RefSeq and is a predicted model, not a curated record. Gene Ontology annotation, molecular function: ATP binding; protein kinase activity. The coding region runs from base 232 to 1959 and encodes 575 amino acids.